Drosophila santomea is the source of this 1729-nucleotide messenger RNA. RefSeq names its product Golgi pH regulator (gene GPHR). Lineage: Eukaryota; Metazoa; Arthropoda; Insecta; Diptera; Drosophilidae. Gene Ontology annotation, cellular component: Golgi cisterna membrane. Gene Ontology annotation, molecular function: voltage-gated monoatomic anion channel activity. The record is from RefSeq and is a predicted model, not a curated record. Gene Ontology annotation, biological process: intracellular pH reduction. Bases 172 to 1539 code for a protein of 455 amino acids. The transcript is spliced from 7 exons.
GAAUUAUCGAUUGCUUGCCUUUCGGCUUUUUUGUUUAUAUUUGCUUGUUGGCAUUUUAAGUUCCCAGAGCAAUUGUUUUUAAAGUUAGUUAGCUUAACUAAGCAAUGCCAGUGACAAGGAGAUCUGGAAAGUAAUUGACAUAUCCAAUCUGAAGGCAGACGAGGCGUUAAAAUGGCCUUCCUGGGCGACUGUGUUAUCGUGUUCGUGUCGCAGAUGGUAUUCUUCGCCGGCGGCUGGCUGUUUUUCAACAAAGAACUCUUUAAGCACUAUGAAAUACGACACAUAUCCGUUCAGUUGAUUUUUUCAUCCACAUUCGCCUUAUCCAUAACCAUGUUCGAGUUGAUCAUAUUCGAAAUCAUCGACGUUCUGGAGUCCAGUUCAAGGUACUUCCAUUGGCGACUGGGUCUCACGUUACUACUUUUCAUGACGACGGCUGUGAUACCCAUUUACAUUUGCUACUCCGUGUUACACAGCAUUUCCUUCUUUUCCGAUAGAUGGGUCCGAAUUCUGACCACAUUCUGUUGGUUCGUCUUUCUCUACGGCCUUUGGCGGAUUGGCGAGCCCUUUCCAUUGCUGAGCGCCUCUCAUGGAAUCUUUACGAUCGAACAGGGCGUUUCCCGGAUAAGUGUGAUUGGGGUCACUGUUAUGGCCAUACUUUCGGGCUUUGGCGCCGUCAAUUAUCCGUACACCAGUAUGGCCUAUUUCAUCAAGCCAGUGUCUCGGAAUGACAUCAUCUGCUUCGAAAGACGAUUGGCUUUGACGGUAGACAUGCUGACGGCCAAGAAGCGUAGGAUUGCCCUGGCUGUCUAUAAUCACAACAAACUGCAUCCUGCCAAACCCAGAAUUUGGGAUAUGCUUACAUCAGCGGUCCAACGCAACACGAGCAACGGCGAAGACAUCAAUCAAUUAAAACAGGAAGUAUAUGGGUUGGAGGAGCUAUUACGCUCUGUUUUCUUAGAACUUAGUUCGCUGAAGAACAUGGAAGAACGCCAAAGAUGGUCUCAAACAUUGAAGGGAAAGUACUUCAAUGUCCUGGGACAUUUUUUUAGUGUUUAUUGUGUCUAUAAGAUAUUUAUGUGUUGCAUCAACAUCAUCUUCGAUAGAGUUGGUCGUAAGGACCCAGUCACACGUGGUCUAGAAAUUGCUAUACACUGGUGCGGUUUUGACAUUGACUUUGCGUUUUGGAAUCAGUAUAUAUCAUUUCUGCUCGUCGGCUGCAUUGUGGUCACCUCGAUCAGAGGCUUGUUGCUAACACUUACAAAGUUCUUCUACCGCAUUUCAUCGAGCAAGUCGAGCAACAUUAUAGUACUUAUUUUGGGCCAGAUCAUGGGGAUGUACUUCUGUUCCUCGGUGCUGCUGAUGCGUAUGAACAUGCCAGCCGAGUAUCGUGUGAUCAUCACAGAGGUUCUGGGAAAUCUGCACUUUAACUUUUACCAUCGUUGGUUUGACGUUAUAUUCCUGGUCAGCGCCUUGACCACCAUCAUUGUUCUCUAUCUGUCACGCAAGCCAGUUCGCGUGGACGAUUCCGAUCUGCACUGAUUUAAUCUUGAUCGUUUUAGAUAGCCAUUUUUUAGGCUAAGCAGAAACGAUUUAGAAUCAAUUAGCCUUAUUAUUGCAAGCUUUAAGUUAUAUAUAUCCGUGUAUAUACCAGUGUGUAUGUAUUUAUUUAAUGCAGAUUAAGCUAUGUAUAACGAUGCACAAAAAAAAAAGUUACAUUUGUUUGUUUAAG